AAAUAUGUUUGUUGCACGCACGCCAGUGGCAAAUCAGCCACGUCGUGCCCUUUCAAGGGAUUCGGAGCGUCCCCGCCCAGUAAUUGUGAUCACUGAUCCCACCCCCCAACCCCAAUCCCUCCACCAGGCGAAUGAACCACCCUCUCAUAAAUUGAACCGAUGCCCGACGCCGCCGAUCAUGUGAGGUUCGAGUGUUGUACGCAUCCUGGCCAGCGACUCGCCCUGCACUGAUCUCGCCAUUGUCCCUCCUCCGUCAUAUUUAUUCUCGUCCCGGCGGCUUUUUGUUCCUGACAUCUGCGCGACUGGAUCUACUCACCUGCUGCCGCCCUCUUCCCCUUCUCCCAACAUGGCGCCGUUCCGCAACUUCUUGUCCAGAAAGUCCACAGCCCCCCCCAAUGGCGGGGAAGUCACUGCCAGCGACACCAACGCUAGUAGUCAUCUCUCGCUCGACAGCCAUGCCUCGACUCCCAUGAGCAUCCGGCAAAGUACUGAUAAUAAUGAGCCCCCCGAAUACAAGCUAAGCGUCGUCGACGCCAAUGGAAUCUACCACCCUCCAUCCCCACCCGAAAAGGCCAGCAUCUGGCGCAAGUACCCGGGAUCUCCGAAGUCCUCGCACUCACACCAUCGCGAUCUUGUCGAUGAGAACGAACCUUUCUCGAUAUCUCGCGAGUCAUUCGACUCAUACCGGCGGUCAUUUGAUAUCUCCGCACGGUCCCCCAUAUGCUACAGCGACGCGAUGCCAUCCCGAACGUCGCUUGACUCCCGAGUCUCCCGCAUGACAUCCCUCUCAUCCGCAGGACUCCGCAAACAGCCCGAGACCAUGGAAGAAGAACAAUUCGAAGAGGUCGGACUAGACGACGAGGAAGUCAAGCCCAAGCGGAAGAGCAUCUUCUCUCGAUUCGGCGACUUUACUACUACGAGCGACUCCCCAAGCACCAGCAGCACAUCCAAGACAUCGUCUCUCGGCUUCCACAUCCCCGGCCGUAAGAGAGGCCAGAGCAACGUGGGCUCGGAACUAGGCACCUUCCAGGGACCGCCAGAGACCGAUGUUCGUGAUGCGUGAUACAGAAACCAACGGGUGUGUAACUACUAUAUACUGGGUAAUUCGAUAAUCUGUAGGCGUCUGGGCCGGGGGAAGGGUUGGGGGUUGUCAUCCAUUGCAUUAUGGCUUUCUUUUCUUCUUCUUUUUUUUUACUACCACACCCAUCCAUUCACGCUCGACAGCUGCGCUGUAUGGUGUUGUCUGGUGAACGGUUGGUUUUGGCUAACCAUGUUGCGCGUGCGCGCGCAUGC
Molecule: messenger RNA, 1293 nt
Organism: Aspergillus heteromorphus CBS 117.55
Lineage: Eukaryota; Fungi; Ascomycota; Eurotiomycetes; Eurotiales; Aspergillaceae
Exons: 4
Coding region: 347-1063 (238 amino acids)
Source: RefSeq, a predicted model, not a curated record